This is a messenger RNA of Eubalaena glacialis (North Atlantic right whale), 500 nucleotides long. RefSeq names its product NADH:ubiquinone oxidoreductase subunit A6 (gene NDUFA6). Lineage: Eukaryota; Metazoa; Chordata; Mammalia; Artiodactyla; Balaenidae. Gene Ontology annotation, biological process: response to oxidative stress. The record is from RefSeq and is a predicted model, not a curated record. The coding region runs from base 40 to 426 and encodes 128 amino acids. The transcript has 3 exons.
UGAAACGGGGUGAAGUCGGGAGGUGGUUUCUUUCGCAAGAUGGCGGCGAGCGGCCUCAGCCGGGCUGCAGCUGCGGCCACCACCUCGGUGAAGCCCGUUUUCAGUCGGGACAUGAACGAGGCCAAGCGGAGGGUGCGCGAGCUCUACCGCGCCUGGUAUCGGGAGGUGCCGAACACUGUGCAUUUAUUCCAGCUAGACAUCUCUGUGAAACAGGGACGGGAUAAAGUCCGAGAAAUGUUUAUGAAGAAUGCCCACGUCAUAGACCCCAGGGUGGUUGAUCUUCUGGUCAUUAAGGGAAAGAUGGAACUGGAAGAAACAAUUAAAGUGUGGAAGCAGCGGACACACGUUAUGCGGUUUUUCCAUGAAACAGAAGCACCAAGGCCAAAGGAUUUCCUGUCCAAGUUCUAUGUUGGGCACGACCCGUGAAAUCACUCAAUGGAAAAGUGCAUGUUGAUAUUUAAGUAUUUUAGAGCACAAAUAAACUCAAUAUAUGAUGGUCA